Molecule: messenger RNA, 2267 nt
Organism: Megalopta genalis
Lineage: Eukaryota; Metazoa; Arthropoda; Insecta; Hymenoptera; Halictidae
Source: RefSeq, a predicted model, not a curated record
AUUUCUGUUUGGAAGCUCGGGAACAAUUCCAGAGAAUUUACCGUGCCGUGAACGGAUUCGAAGACCCACGGUGUAAAGAGCCGCGACAGAUUAAUCAGCGACGGCGACGAGACGCGUAGAUCGUUUUCGUACAAUUUGGAAGUCUAUUUAUAGUUCCCCGACGUUGGGCGACGGCGAGACGAACGAAAAUGUGGAAGGACCGGUUUCGGGGAACCGACGGACGUUCUCGAAGACGGGGAAUUUUCGGGUUUCGGGCGAGAGGCAUCGUUGCUCGCGAAGCAUCGAGAAAUGUUCUAGGUGCAUUCGCAUCGCUGCAUCGGACCUCGCCGCUUCGAGGUAUCCGGUAUCUGGAUUCGCGAGGCCGUGCUCGCCGAGUGUCACGUACAGGCGACAGGCAAAGACAACGGACCGUCGGGCCGGGGGGCCGGCGGGGGGUUUUCGCGCAAUCAUCGAAUACCUGCCUCGAUUUCAUUCGACCUGCCUGCUGCGUACAUCGAUCGCAAGUGUGAACCCGUCACCUGGCCUGUCAGCUGACCGAGACUUUUCCAUUGUGCGGCCCGCCCGUCUUGCCCGAAGGGGGAUGAUGCUACUCGCCGGGACCGAGGGUCGAGUCGUUCCAGUCGACAGAUACCAGACGCUUCUCUCCGCCUGUCCUACUAUAAAUCGGUUGCCGGCGCAAGGGGUCACGGUCGAAGAGUCUACCUGCCAGGCUAACGAUAGGCGAACCAUCGAUCCGGAAUGAUCGCUGGCAGCUUCUGUAGAAGAGGGACCGAGGCUUCCAGUUUGUCGCGACUGAUUAGGAUCACUUUCGUCGAGAAACAAUACUCGUGUUCUCGAUUUAGCGCGACGAGCCACGACGUCGUGUUUGACACUAGAGCGCUGCCAAAGCAGUCGAAAUGACAGCUGGCGGAUUCAGCGGAGCCGGGAACCAUCGGCAUGGACUACCACAUCCAGGUUGUCACGAAGGACGACAAACUCAGGAUACUGAAGUUCCUCAGGCGGUUCUUCUUCAGGGACGAACCGCUUAAUCACUCGAUCCAGCUGAUACCGGAAAGCGAGGACAGCACCUGCCUCGAGUUGGAGGACUAUUGCAGCACCUCCACCAUGGAAAACAACCUGAGCCUCAUGGCGGUCUCGACCAGCGGAGCCAUAGUCGGCGUCACGCUAAAUGGAAAAAUGGAACCGUCGACCGAGGAUGAGCCAGAAUAUAUAGUCACCUGUAAAAACCCGAAGUUCAAGAAGAUCCUUAGGCUACUGAACUACGUGGACAGGAACGUGAACCGGGACGAGCAGUUGCGGGCGUUGAACACCCUCGAGAUCAGGAUAAUCUCCGUAGACACCAAUUGGAGGGGCAAAGGAAUCGCCAAGGCCCUUCUGGAAAAGACGAUGGAAAUCGGGAAGGAGAAAGGAUUUCACAUUGUUCGCGCUGAUUGUUCAUCCUUCUAUUCGGGAAAACUGUGCGCAAGACUCGGUUUCGAACAAAUCUACGAGCUACCUUACGCGGAAUACGUCGACGAAGAGGGCAAACCGAUAUUUUCACCGGCACUUCCGCACGCCGGAGUUGUUACAUAUAUUAAAAAAUUGUGAAGAAUAGCGCGACAUUCUCCUUGACCAAAAUUUCCAGAAUGACUUCGAGAAACGCACCCUUGAGAACACACGUACACGUUUUUCGAUGGCUACUUUUCUAAGGCUCCCCUUAUUUAUUUAUCACUUUUGUACGAAAUCAUUAAGCGACAAUCUGCGUGAAAAAACGGGUGUCUUGUGAUCGAUUGCCGACAUACUAUUAGUACAAUGUCUUAUACGGAAAAUGUUCAAAGUAUAGAUUCAAGAUUAUUGUGUUUUGUAAAGGUAUACCUACAUAGAAAGUAAUCUGAUUCGAUUCAAAUAGUCUUUAGUAUUAUCCCUGUUCGGUGGUAAGCGAUAAAUGUGCUCUUUUUAGAAAGAGCCAGUUGCAAAUCAUGUUUUAGAUUUAGUAAUUUAUGCUUUUUGUAAAUUAUCAUAUACACGUUAGAAUUUCUCCUUUCAAAGUUUAUGCGACACGAAAUACACGAACUUUUAUGCAAUAAAAUCGGCUAUAAACCCUUUUUGCCUCGCUCGAAAUAAGUGAAAAUCGAGAGUAUGGUUUUAAAUUCACUUAACUGUAACAUAUAAGAGAUUCAUCAUGUUUCAAUCUGAUUUAUUUGACUAACAAAAUACACUUUCAAAAUUGCUUCUCUAUACGUGUUUCAGCUGUACAAAUUUACAAUAUAAUUUAAAAUAAUAAUAAA